CGCAAGUUUGAGAAUGGCGAAAGUGCUGCUCUAAAUCGUUGGCCUGAAUGAGCAGCGGAAGUGUGGAAGCAGAUGUGACAGUUGAGUGUAUCAACAACGGAGCUGCAAGGAAACAAUGUUGCAGUUGCAUUUCACGAAUGAUACAUUACCCGACAAUGUCAGCACUGACUUUCAGAAUCUGAAUAAAUUCAGUGAACAGCAAUUUGUGAGUCUGACAGAGAUCUUAUACCAGUUCCUUCUAGAACCCAAAGAGUCCGAGCGGUUCUUGCAACAGCUGACGGAGUUUGCUGGAGAGAAUGGGAUGAGUGCAGGACCACUGAGGGCUCUGAUGAAGAGUAUCCUCCUCCUACCUCAUGGUGCUUUAAAAAGAAACCUAACAGCUGAACAGGUGAAGGUUGACUUACUUUCAUUAGGACUAAAUGAAGACAAGGCCAGUCAUUUCACUGACCAGUGGAGAGUUCACUACCCUGUUUUGUCCAGGCUGGCUGUGGGACAGACACUAAUGGUCAACCAGCUUGUUGACAUGGAGUGGAAAUUUGGUGUUACUGUUGGUACAAGUGAGCUGCAAAAGACUGGAAACAUUUUUCUACAGCUGAAACUGGUGAUCAGAAAAGGAAACACGACAGAAAACGUGUACAUGGAGCUGACUUUACCACAGUUUUAUAACUUCCUUCAUGAGAUGGAGCGUGCCAAAGCUAGUAUGGAUUGUUUCAGUUAACCGAAUCAGAGUUUGCCUGUUGACCAGUAAAGAGUUGUAAUGAUGCUUCCAUACUCUCAAAAUGUUUCAAGAAGAAACUUAAAUAAUAAUUCACUGAUCUUAUUCAGUUGUGUGAUUGUUAGUGUCUUUGUUUGUUUUUGAUCACAUUCCACAUCAAUGCUCUUUAUUGAUGAUCUUCUGUUUAUUAAACCUUUGAUAAAUAUCUUCUGCAAUGGUGUUUAUUAGUACCAACAUAUGUGCUUUUUGUUCUUUAUUAAAGGAAUAUAUUCUCAAAAAUAAGCUUUUUUUAGUGCUGGAUUUCAUAUUUUGUUUCCUAAAAUUGAACCUUCUGCUUACUGUAUAAGUAAAAUAAUUAAUACAGCAAACUGCAAACACUAAAAUUCGUUUAUUUUGGGAUGAAUACAGAACAUAAUUUUCAGUCAAAUGUAUGUUUUUGUUUUGUCCUUAAUAAAAUAUUUUAGUAAAACUGAAAUGUUUUUACUUCUACUACUACUAUAGGUGCUGCAGAAAUGUAUUCAUUUUGCUGUCAGCAGACAUGCCCUGUUUGAAAAGUGUUUGCUUAUAUCAAAGAAUGUCAUGUCGAGUCAGAUUUAUGUAAUAAAUUAAUUCUGUGUUAAAUAUGA
Molecule: messenger RNA, 1341 nt
Organism: Megalobrama amblycephala (Wuchang bream)
Lineage: Eukaryota; Metazoa; Chordata; Actinopteri; Cypriniformes; Xenocyprididae
Gene: commd7
Product: COMM domain containing 7
Exons: 9
Coding region: 116-718 (200 amino acids)
Biological process (GO): tumor necrosis factor-mediated signaling pathway; negative regulation of DNA-templated transcription
Molecular function (GO): NF-kappaB binding
Source: RefSeq, a predicted model, not a curated record